AGUGAAUACAAUUUUUUUUUAAGAAAGAACGUAAAUAUCUGAGGCAAUAGAAAAAAUUAUUUAGAUUUUAAUUCUAUAUUACUAAUAGCGCUUCGAUAAAAACCUACCUAAAUCGAUAUGGUAGGAUGUGACACGAAAACGAUAAGGAAUAUCAAGUAAAUAUAGAACAUGGGACGUUGGACAUAACAAAACAUUGGAUUUCUGGUCUAUCCUAGUUGGUCAAUAGUUUUAUAAAUAUGCUAAAAUAUGUCUGAUGAUAAAAUAGUUGCUACUGACAUUCUGCUGGAAUUUUUAGAAGUAGCAUUCAACCAGAUCCUGUUCUUCAGAAAUUUAUAUCCAAAGGAAAUAUUUGUGAAGAAGAAAAUAUACAGCAUAUGCAUUUAUGUGUCUGAACAUCCUGAACUCAAUGAGUACAUAAAAAAUGUAUUAAGUGCAAUUAGAGAAUUGGUAAAAGAAGAUGAAAAUAGUGUCAAAACGGUGAAUCUCGUAUUUUAUAACAAAGAGAAAGAGCCAAUUGAAAAAUUUGUCUUUGAUCUUGCUAAACUGCAAGCAAACAGUACAGAGAAAGAUCCAUACUAUUUAAAAACAGAAGAAUCAUUGAGAACAAUUUGUCUGAAACUAUCCAUGUGUGAAACCUAUCUAAAACCAUUGCCAGAAGAUUCAUCAUUCUCCAUUGAAAUUGAGACAUAUGAAACUGCACAUGUAAGUUUAAAUGAAAAUCCCCAUUGUGAAGAUUUUCCAUGGAUCAUCAAUGAAGAUGCUCCUGAAAUGAUUAACAAGAAUUUACUUCCAUUGAAAACUAUAAAAACAGACUGUCUAAACAUGCAAAUGUAUGUUAUUGAAGAUGAAAAUAAGAAAUGCAUUAAUUAAUUA
Frieseomelitta varia is the source of this 873-nucleotide messenger RNA. RefSeq names its product mitotic spindle assembly checkpoint protein MAD2B (gene PolZ2). The record is from RefSeq and is a predicted model, not a curated record. NCBI's taxonomy places the organism in Eukaryota, Metazoa, Arthropoda, Insecta, Hymenoptera, Apidae. The transcript has 3 exons. Gene Ontology annotation, cellular component: zeta DNA polymerase complex. Bases 247 to 870 code for a protein of 207 amino acids.